Astrephomene gubernaculifera is the source of this 1082-nucleotide messenger RNA. Lineage: Eukaryota; Viridiplantae; Chlorophyta; Chlorophyceae; Chlamydomonadales; Astrephomenaceae. The record is from the annotation of a GenBank genome assembly.
GUACACGCUUGCUAGGCAGUUACAUUUACUGCUAGUUAUCCUUAGUACACCAACUGCAAUAUGGGUCGCUGCAGAACAGCGGCGUUGCUGCCACUUCUGCUCGUGUGCGUCUUUAGUGCUUCAGCUUUGUCAGCAGCUGUGCAGGAGGAGCAUGAGGUAGUACCUGUGACGGAUGCACACGCUCCCGGAGAAAUUAUUACCAUCAAGCUCCGCCCUGCUGUGAAGCGCAAGAAGGAGGAUGCUCGUGCCCUAGCUGACCGGCUGAAGACCCUACCAGAACUUCAAGGUGCCUCCCUAGCGGCGGUGUCUCGUGACCUCCUGGUCCUGACGCCCUCCCCCAAGCAGCAGGCAGACCAGGUCACGCAGCUGCUGCUCCAGCAACCCGAUGUAUACGAGGUGGAAAUCGGCGAGCAACAAUUCCGACGUGACGACGAUAAGCCGUACGACCAACUGCGAAAAGACAUGCUGUCGGAGGCGGUUUCAAGCACCAAGUCCCGCAUUCGGGAACGCAUUAAGAACAAGCUUCGAGCGCUGGCUGGCCGACUCAAGCCGUCGUCGUCAGGACCUGCGGGCCCACAAGCACCAGCAGCAGCGGUUUCCUCCGGCCCAGGUGACAGUGUGAACAGCGGCGGCAGUCCUGAAGGACGAGAGUCGAGGCAAGGCGAGCGGCAGAGGAAGAAGCCGGCAGCAGGGCGAGGGGCGAAGCGAGGGAUCCGGGGCGGCAAACGUCGGGGGAUGAAGCGCCGGCGGGAGGUUGGCAGCGGCGGCGGAGAGGGCGCGAAUGGGGAGCUUUAGGAGAGCAGGUAGCGUGUGAUGGAUGUCGGUGUUUGUAUGUAGGAAGAAGUGAAGUACAUGUACGGAGAGCAGGUGAGGUGGGCUGCAGGUUGUGGGGUUACCGGUACAGUUUUGUGGCCACUGGGGGGCUAAUACUAGUCCUUCUAUUCUGGCCGGUGCAGUGGUGGUUGUUUCCGUUAGCAGGGCCGUCAUGCUGCGGGCGCGAAGACUUUGCUUCAGAACAUGGCUACCGGGCUCUGGGAAGGAGCUAAACAUACAGACGCUUAUCACACCUUGGGAAUUGUGGG